AUGUCUGCCUUGCGAAUACUCGUGCCCGUCAAGCGGGUCAUUGACUAUGCGGUCAAACCACGCGUAAACAAAGCCCAGACAGGGGUCGAGACCGCCGGCGUCAAGCACAGCAUGAACCCAUUCGACGAGCUGUCCAUCGAGGAGUCGGUGCGUAUCCGCGAGAAGAAGACGGCCCCGGGCGGCGUCGAGGACAUUUGCGUGAUCAGCGCAGGGCCGACCAAGGCGCAGGACGUCCUGCGCACGGCGAUGGCCAUGGGCGCGGACCGGGCGAUCCACGUUGACGUCAAGGAGGGGGAGGACCUGGAGCCGCUGACGGUGGCGAAGCUGCUGAAGAAGGCGGCCGAGAACGAGAAGAGCAACCUCGUGAUCCUCGGGAAGCAGAGCAUCGACGACGACGCCGGGCAGACGGGCCAGAUGCUCGCGGGCCUGCUGGGGUGGGGCCAGGCCACGCAGGCGAGCAAGGUCGAGUUCGGCGAGGGUGACAGCGUGAGCGUCACGCGGGAGGUGGACGGGGGCGUCGAGACAGUCAGGGGAAAGCUGCCCAUGGUGGUGACGACGGAUCUGCGGUUGAAUGAGCCGCGUUACGCCAGCCUGCCGAACAUCAUGAAGGCCAAGAAGAAGCCGCUGGAGAAGAAGACCUUGGGCGACUUUGGCGUUGAGAACCAGAGGCGGUUGAAGGUGUUGAAGGUUACUGAGCCGGCACCAAGGCAGGGUGGUGGUAAGGUCGAGGACGUGGACGGUCUCGUGGCGAAGCUCAAGGAACUCGGUGCCAUCUAA
Molecule: messenger RNA, 777 nt
Organism: Cryphonectria parasitica EP155
Lineage: Eukaryota; Fungi; Ascomycota; Sordariomycetes; Diaporthales; Cryphonectriaceae
Exons: 3
Coding region: 1-777 (258 amino acids)
Cellular component (GO): cytosol
Molecular function (GO): electron transfer activity
Source: RefSeq, a predicted model, not a curated record